AACGAGUGACAGGAAUGGUGAACGGCGGAGUGAAAAACCGAACGUUUCCGAUGAUCGCCGAGCGAUGUGCGUGGCUGACUUUAGGGUAUAUUUAUAUGUUCUGUGGACUCUGUGUUGGUGAUGGUGACAGCGAGUGAUGGAUUCAGAUGGAUUCUAUUGCAUUUUGAUGAAUUGAGUAUUUACACCUUUUAAGUACUUGAAAACUGGAGUUUCGUAACUGUGUUCUAGUUGUGAGCUUUAUUUUUGGUUAUUGCGGCCGUGUUAUAAACAAAAAAAAUAAUGGACCCGAUUGUUUUCGUAUUGUUAUUAAACUUUGUUUUCGGCUCUUUCCAUUUGUGUAAUGGGGAGGAAGUUAAGAAGGUACGCAACAAAUUGCCGACGGUGGGAAUAUCAGUGCUUGUUCGAAAUAAAGCCCAUACUUUGCCGUACUUUUUAAGUUGUAUAAAUAACUUAGAUUAUCCUAAGAAGCGUUUAUACUUGUGGAUUUAUAGUGACUUCAAUGAAGACAAAAGUGUUGAGAUAAUACAAAAAUGGGCUGACAAGUAUUCAUCUCAGUACAACGGCGUAUAUAUCACAACAAACAGUUCGAGAGUCAGACACACUGAUGAAAAGAGCUCGGUACAAUGGAGUCCCGAGCAUUUCAAGCAUGUCAUAAGGUUGAGAGAAGAAGCCCUGCAAUUUGCUAGGAAAAUGUGGGCAGAUUAUAUGUUUAUGAUUGAUGCUGAUGUGUUCCUAACAAAUCCUUCAACUCUCAAAGAACUUGUGAAGAAAGAUCUUCCCAUAGCUGCUCCCAUGCUUGUAUCAGAUGGAUUGUACUCAAACUUUUGGUGUGGUAUGACAGAUAAUUAUUAUUACCAGAGAACAGAUGACUAUAAGCCUAUUCAGAGGAUGGAAAAGCAAGGCUGCUUCGAAGUUCCGAUGGUGCAUACAGCUGUGCUAGUGUCUCUUAGAACCGCUGUUUCUGAUCGGCUCACAUAUAGCCCGGAUAAAAUACCUUAUUAUGAUGGACCUCAAGAUGAUAUUAUAGCCUUUGCAGUGAAUGCUAAAAAAUUUGAGGUAUCCCUGCACAUUUGCAACGAUGACUUGUAUGGGUUCGCUCCAGUGCCAUUAGAAGACAACCGUGAACUAAAGGAUGAUUACGAACAGUUAUUGAAUAUCAAAACCGAGGCUAUAGGUCGCGGUAGUCCCUUACCUUUAGACCAACAUCUACAGGAGUAUGUGAAGUACCCCAAGCCUUGGAAGUUUGGCUGCAGUCAGAUCUAUAUGAUAAACCUGGAAAGACGGACCGAGAGGAGAGAACUUAUGGAGAUGAAUUUCAAGGAGUUAGGAAUGGAUGUCAAGCAUUUCAAAGCUGUUGAUGGAAGAGACUUGGAUAUGAACAACCUAAAGCAGUUAUCUAUUACUUUGAUGCCAAACUAUGAAGAUCCUUAUCAUAAAAGACCAAUGAAGGCGGGGGAAGUGGGCUGCUUUUUGAGUCAUUACUAUAUUUGGAAAGAGAUAGUUGAGAAAAAGUACGCGAUCACGCUGGUGUUAGAGGACGACAUCCACUUCGUGCCGUACUUCCGGGACCGGUUCCUGAGGCUCAUGCGGGAGAUGGAACAGCUAGACUGGGACUUAGUCUACAUCGGGCGUAAAAUACUUUUGGACGACGAGGAACAAUACGCGACUCAGCAUAUGACCAAGCCUCUCUACUCUUACUGGACUCUGGGCUACUUGUUGAGCGAGAAGGGAGCUCGGAAACUUCUAGAAGCACGACCGCUGGACCGCAUGCUGCCAGUCGAUGAGUUCCUGCCCAUCAUGUUCAACCAGCAUCCCAAUGAUACAUGGAAGGCCCAUUUCCAGAACCGCAACUUGGAGGCUUACUCAGCAGCACCACUGUUGGUACAUCCCACACACUACACUGGACAAGAAGGUUAUAUAAGCGACACUGAAGACUCGGACCUCGUUACUGAAAACUUUAAGAAUGAACUCUGAAUGUUAGUAAUCUUGCAAUAAUAUUAUUGUAAUACAACUAAAUAUAUUGAAAGGUUUAAUGGCAUUAAUGGCCAGUUUGUUUGAAGAAAAACUAAAGAUGGCGUGUUAAGCAUCCUGUUAAGUCUAUUAUAUAAUACAAUACUUUUUGAGGUUUCGCGAAAAGGUCUAUGUCAUUUAUCGGGCUCUAAACUAUCUGUGUACCCAUAUAAAAAGUUUUGUAAUCUUGGUGUAAAAACCGGACAUACAGACAGACUGGGUCUCUUCUGCAUUUAUAAUAUUAGUAAGGAUUUCUACUGAUUUCAGACUGGUAUGCAGAACGAAUAGAAUGUAUAUGUACGCGAAAGUUGUCGAAUUCAGGCCUAAAACAAUAUAUUUUAUUGUAUUACCACAACGAUAAGUAAGCGACAAUGCGACUGUUGUAUGUAAUUGAGUAUGUCGGUUAUAGAUCUAAGCAUAAUUUGAAAUGUGUACCAAAGUUAGACUCGCGUUUAAACCUGGAACUUUUUAAAGACAUUAUUUGUACACCCAUGCUAUACUUUUUAUAUACAUAUGUAGGUAUAUAUAAGUUCCGAAUAUUAUUUAAAUAAGUUUGUCUGCUACAUAAUACGUUCGAGACUAUAUACCGAUUCCAGGCGAAAAUGCGGGUCAAAAUAUUCCUAUUAAUUUUUAGUUGCAAAGAGGUUAUUAUAUGGAGUCGACAAUAUGAGAGCGAUAUUUUCUACUUUCAUUAUUGCCUAGCAAUGUUUAUCUUAGUUCCUAUGAGUUAUGUAGGCCGAUAGCGUUUCAUAUUGUAUUGUUUAGUUUGUAAAUCAAGUCAUUUCUGUGCCAUUUACAGAAAAAAAUUACAAGAUGACAUUAUAAAAAUCUUGCAGUCAUUGUCUUCUCCACAUUAUAUUUUGGGCAUGUUAGUGUUUAGGUAAUUGUAAGUAAUAUUGUUCAGCAAGUGGGUUCUAUUCAAGGGCAGUGUGUUUUUUAAAUUCAUAUCAGAUCCGUGACCUACUUUCUGUAAAAAAAUAUUUUCAUAAUAAUACCUACGCCAUUUUCUAUAAUAAGUUGAACUAAUCAACAAAAAAUGUUAUAAGUAUAGCAUCUUUAUAGCUAAUUUUAUUAUAGUUUACACAAUAACCAAAUCGUUUUCAAGCUGUCAAUAAAUGAGCAUGAUAUCCCUACAUAGCACUUAAACAAUUUCUGUUAUGUUUAUAAACAUUAAAUACAUUCUUAUAUUUGCUUGCGGAUAACCCGAAAUGUAAAAGCAACGUUCCCUCUACUUUCACGCGGUAAUCGCAUGUUGUUCUCGUGUGGCAUGCAUACGUCAGAUAGUAUCGUCCGGCGUCGGCGUCGACGGACAUACAUUAAUGUGGAAAGUGCGUCCGUCACGGCUCCUAUCUCGCGAAUCGCGACUAUUAGCUCAUCUAUAACAUAGCUGCCAGAUGUCAACGAACACGCAUACGUAUCUGUCACGCACGCUUAAGUAAGAUUCAGACCGAUCGGGUAUGCCGCAUCCCAUUUGAAAUACGUAAUUAAAAUUCGAACUAUAUACUUACAAACCUAAAAUUACCUUUUGAUACUAAAAUUGUACAAACUAAAAUAAAAACAUGUAACAUAUGUUCAUGUACAUAAAUUCACAUUUGGAUACAAUUAGCCUCUCCGAACGACUCCGAUUGGCGGCUAAAACACGAUCCGACGCGGCCAGUCAUUCUGUCUGAAACUUCCUUUAAACACAUCUAUAAUUCACUGUACCAGCUCUUCUUGAGUAAUUGACGAUGAUGUACGUCAAUAAUACUUAGUAUAAUUAUACUUGGCUAUGAGUUUCGACUGAAGCUAUUUUAUGACAUGAACGGCAGAGAAUUUUUUCUAUUGUUCUGCUAGAUUUAGAAUUUUAUGAUGUGAGCGACGUCCAUUUGUGCCAAACUCGUGUAGUAGGGCCGUGUUAUACUGGGGAGUAGGAGCGAUGCGAAGGGCUGCGGGACCAGUUUCGAACCAAAACACAACGAAAAAGUUUUUAAUGCGAUUCACUAAAACAAAACGUUCAAUUCGAUAAAAAGGAUGUAUUGGUAAAGAGCUUUUCUUAAUUACCUUUCCUGUUGUGGUUGGUCUUAUUUUGUACUAAAAUAUUCAUUGUACAUUGAAAGUUAUUUACAUUAUGACCGCCUCUGUACUAAUGGUAUAAGUACCUAUAUGUUUAUACUAUGUUGAAUCUCAUGUAAUUUAGCGACUGCUGAGCGAUUUACAAGUCAUUGUUAGCCUUACAUUUUUGGCUCGCAUCUACGUGCCAUUCGAAGUGGACAGCACCAUAUAUAACACUGUAUCGCCUUGUAUAGACGUGCCUCGCAGUUUCACUCGCCCUUGGCCCGCCUCAUCGGCGCUUGUCUCACUUCUCCGUAUCGCAUAGCGUUGGCGCAUUUGGUUUAUAUUAUAUCACUGUUGAGCCCUUUAGUGUCAUAUUUUUAUAUCCGAUAGAUGUAUUAAGCUUCCCACAUAUAUGUGUAAUCGUAUGUCGUGUGUAUUAUAUUUGAUAGAAAACAUUCCUCGUAUAUUAUGGAUUCUUGAAGAUCACAGAGAAAGGCAUUGGGUCACUAUUAUGUCUAUUUCUGGAUAACAAAGAUUAAGUGAUUAUUUCUGUGUAAUAGAUAACAGUAACACGCAUUUAUUAGAUAGCAGUUUUUUUAUGUAUUGGUACAUUGUAUUAGGCUUAUUUGGAUUCCAUCAUUAUUAUAGCUAUGGUUUGCUUAUGAUUUUGAUAGUGCAAAGUUAACUCAUGUAUUAACCUAUGUAAGAACACAGCGCCCGUACCCGACGGAGUUCCUGGUCGAGCUCUCGUCCUGGCCCUGAAGGAGCUGGAACCCCAGCUGGGCGGGCUCUUCACGGCAUGUCUCGUGCAGGGUCAGUUUCCCAAUGUGUGGAAGGAGGGGAGGCUGGUGCUGCUCAGGAAGGAGGGGUGCCCCGCGGACUCGCCGUCCGCGUAUCGGCCCAUAGUGCUGCUCGACGAGGCGGGAAAACUCUUUGAGCGCAUCAUAGCAGAUCGCCUCGUCAGCCACUUGUGCAGAGAGGUACUGGACGACAACCAAUUCGGUUUUCGUCUUGGGCGCUCCACCAUAGACUCCAUCAUGCGCGUGAGGGUCCUGACGGAGGAGACGGUGUCCCGGGGUGGGGUGGUGCUGGCAGGCCGCAGGUGGUGAACCGCAUCCGGAGCCAGGGCCGCGAGGUGGCCCUAAACAAGUCGGAGGCCAUCGUGUUUCAUGGUCUCCGACGUGCGCCGCCGCCGGAAUCGCACAUCUUGGUCAGCGGGGCCUGGAUGCCUGUCGGGCCCACCAUGAAGUACCUGGGCUGCUCGACAGCCGAUGAGAAUUCGAGCCCUUCGAUCUAGAGGCGAAAGUACUCGCGUCAUUAUAUCGAUGGCGCAACCAAGAGCGGCCACGGGACUCGAGGCCGGUGCAGCGGCAGAUCGUGCUGCGCCGAGAACUCCGUCGGGUCCUGGUGGCGGAAUGGUGGCAAAGGCUGCUCCCUGUCAUUCAUGGUGAUGCAGGGGCUGUCGGGGCAUGGGUGCACCGGGCGCAGGAGAAGCUUAACGCUCUACCCCUCCGCCUCUCCCCAGGCGGAGGAAGUCCAUGAGGAUUCCCUCCCCCCCUCCCCCGAAUGUACCUAUAAGUGUAUCUACAUAAAAUAAGUCUAGAUAGAGUUUUGUUUAAAUAAAAUAAAUAAUUGUAAGUACUUUUAAAAAAUUAAUAUAUUUUUUUGAACGUGCCAAUAAUAA
Molecule: messenger RNA, 5728 nt
Organism: Helicoverpa zea (corn earworm)
Lineage: Eukaryota; Metazoa; Arthropoda; Insecta; Lepidoptera; Noctuidae
Gene: Cap-d3
Product: glycosyltransferase 25 family member
Exons: 10
Coding region: 280-1974 (564 amino acids)
Molecular function (GO): procollagen galactosyltransferase activity
Source: RefSeq, a predicted model, not a curated record